AUGGUGUUUGUACCAUUCACUGGUAUAGACAAUCACCACUGCAAUGUUACAUUUGGUGCUGCAUUAUUGGCGUCAGAAACUGCUGAUACGUAUAUAUGGUUGUUGAGAGUUUUUCUAAAAGCUUUUGGUUCUCAACCAAAAGUUGUCGUCACUGACCAAGAUCUAGCAAUGAAGAAGGCUAUUUCUGUUGUUGGUGUUAGGCUAUGCAAUUCCACCAAUUUCAAAGAACGUAUUUGUGGUGUUGUGUGGACGGAUAUUCUUACACCCGAAGAGUUUGAAUCAGGAUGGGAAGAGGUUAUUGGAGAGUUCAAUUUAAAUGAUAAUGACUGGCUCUCUGAUAUUUUUGCACUCAGGGAAUCUUGGAUCCCUGCAUACUAUAGAAUGGAGGAACUGUCGGGUCUUAUGCGUACGACAUCGAGGUCGGAGAGUGAGAACCAUUUUUUUGGUCAAGUGUGCAAUUCAAAAUCUACUCUUGUUGAGUUCAUGACUCAUUACGAAACUACAAUAGAAGCACAUCAUCACACGCACCAGAAAAAUGAUCAUGAAUCUCGAUACAAGCAUCCCCUGUUGAAAAGUAAUUAUAAAGUGUUGGAGGGCCAAGCUGUUGGUGCAUAUGUCUGUCGACUUCGUCUUGUAUCUAGUCAUGUGACUAGAUAG
Helianthus annuus (common sunflower) is the source of this 657-nucleotide messenger RNA. RefSeq names its product protein FAR1-RELATED SEQUENCE 3-like. The transcript is spliced from 2 exons. Bases 1 to 657 code for a protein of 218 amino acids. NCBI's taxonomy places the organism in Eukaryota, Viridiplantae, Streptophyta, Magnoliopsida, Asterales, Asteraceae. Gene Ontology annotation, biological process: regulation of DNA-templated transcription. The record is from RefSeq and is a predicted model, not a curated record.